UUAUUGAAACAUGUCUGUACACAACUAGCUUCGUGUAGAUCUUUCCACAACAACAUCCCAAGUCAUGCCUUUAAUAGUUAUGUGUGGUUAUCCAUGCAGUGGUAAAACUCGGAGGGCAGAGGAAUUAAAAGUGCAUUUCGAACAAAACACCGACAGAAAGGUUCACGUUGUUGGAGACUCGCCACUGUCCGCUGAGAAGAACGUCGUGUAUGCAGAUUCCCAAAAGGAAAAACAGGUCAGAGCUGCACUGAAAGCUGAAGUUGAAAGGAAUGUCAAUAAGGAUGACAUUGUUAUAUUGGAUUCGUUAAACUACAUUAAAGGCUACCGCUAUGAGCUUUUCUGUCUCAUAAAACAUGCACAGACACCACACUGCCUGGUAUAUUGUUUGACAUCAGGUGAUGUGAGCUCAGAGUGGAACACCAGCAGAGAUCCAGAGGAGCAGUACACACAGGAAAUCUUGGAUGCAUUAGUUCUGCGGUUCGAAGCACCAGACUCCAGAAACCGGUGGGACAGUCCACUUUUCAACAUCCUCCAAGAUGAUACACUUCCAUUUGAAGCCAUCACUGACGCGCUCUUCAAAAGAAAAGCACCGCCACCCAACCAGUCCACUCAAAGUCAACCACUCUCAUCUGCAAACUUCUUGUACGAGUUAGACAAGAUCACACAGGAUGUGUUAAUGGCCAUUUUUAAUGCACAGAAGACAAGUAUUCCUGGAGAUCGCAUUUCAGUUCCAGGAGCAACCGAGAAAAUCGAGCUGAGCAGGAGCGUCAACAUGGCCGAGCUGCGCAAAUUCCGGCGCCAGUUCAUCAGCUACAGCAAGAUGCACCCGACGGAGAACACGGGUCAGAUUUCCAACAUGUUUGUACAGUAUGUUAAUAAAAGUCUUCAUUGAUGAAUGUUUGCCACCAAUUAAAAUAUAAGUACUUUUAAA
Phyllopteryx taeniolatus (common seadragon) is the source of this 931-nucleotide messenger RNA. RefSeq names its product KTI12 chromatin associated homolog (gene kti12). The record is from RefSeq and is a predicted model, not a curated record. Lineage: Eukaryota; Metazoa; Chordata; Actinopteri; Syngnathiformes; Syngnathidae. Bases 65 to 892 code for a protein of 275 amino acids. The transcript has 9 exons.